GAGAGCGCCAGUAUUGAUUGGGGGCAGCGGGGAGUCAGGCGCCAUCCCGCGGGCCACCGCGUCAGGGCCGACGUAACCGUAGGUUUUCCGCGAACACCGAAAAGAUGGUCAUGAUGGCUGGAAUGGACGAUCACGAGCGGAAAGUAGUCGUCGAGUUCUGCCACCUCCUCGAGAAGAGCAAACAGUUGUUCAACGGGCUCCGCGACCUGCCCCAAUACGGUCACAAGCAAUGGCAGGCCUACUUCGGGCGCACCUUCGACAUCUACACGAAACUAUGGAAGUUCCAGCAGCAGCACAGGAUAAUUCUUGACACGAAGUACGGAUUGAAGCGUUGGCAGAUCGGGGAGAUAGCGAGCAAGAUCGGACAGCUGUACUACCACUACUAUCUGAGGACCAGCGAGACCAGCUACCUCCACGAGGCUUACUCGUUUUACGCGGCCAUAAGGGGCCGCGCUUACUACAGUCGGGCUGCCAAGGAGGACAGGUCCGACCUGAUGGUAAAGAAGCUGCGGUACUACGCAAGGUUCAUCGUCGUGUGCUUAUUGCUGAACAAGAUGAAGCUGGUCCGGGAAUUGGUGCAGGAACUCGACGCCCAGAUAGCGGACUACACCAGCACCUACGAGCCCGAAGACCAAGUCGAGUGGAACCUCGUACUCGACGAGAUAAAGGCCUUCGUCAAGGCGGAGGCGGCGGUCGGGGUUCUCCACGCGGACGCGAACCCCGUUGUCCUGACCCACCGACUCGGCCCCCUGACCUCGCCGCCCGUAGAACGUUCACCACCCAUGUGCCUAUCUCUGCAGGAGAUCCUGAUCGUCGGCAACUGUUCCGACCAAGUUAAGUUCAGCGAAUUGUCAAUGGACAUGUUCAGGAUGCUGCAGACCCUCGAGAGGGAACCCAGGGAGGAUCCGACCCACCUCCACGACGCCUCGCCCGCCGGAAGGCUGCCUUUCAGGCCGGGACCCUACCCCGCCGAAAACGGGGCCCCGCGCCGCGACAACCCCCACAAGUAUCUACUCUACAAGCCAACCUACAGCCAGGUCCAGGUAUUCCUGGCGAGCGGGUUCAAGGAGCUGCCCGCGAACGGGGCCCUGCUUCUUUACCUCUCGGCAGACGGCUGCUUCUCGACCGUCAAACAGCCGGAAGAGAUGGGGUACGACCUGGGGGGAGUUUCUACGAGCAGUAAACGCGAUCCGGAACACGGGAAGAGGCCAACGGGGGGCAAGGAGCCCCACUGUCUUUACCCCGGUGACCUCUACCCCUUCACACGGAAACCUCUUUUCGUCGUCGUAGACUCGGACAACAGUUUCGUGUUCCAACAGAUACCUCGGUACUUUGGACAACCGCUGAUGGUCCUGAUGUCGCCUCAAGACACACCGCCGACCUUGAGGGAUCUUCGCCACGGGGGAAGCCUGUUCACUCUAUUCCUCCACGCGCCUCUCGCCGCAUUCUGCCUUAUUUGCAACGUGGGUAGCCUUCCCAUUCACCAUUGGGAUCGAUGCCAGACCUACGUAGAGCGUUUCCUGGUCGAGGCUAGCCGCCUGGUUACGCGUUCGCGAUGCGAAACCAGCGUCCUGCAAUUCUUCGGUGAUGAUUUUCUGAGGCUGCUCCUUGUCCGCUAUGUGUUCUGCGACGUGGUCCUGCACCUGCACAGGUCCUUCCGAGGACGCCAACAACGGCCCCGGUGUCAUCCACCCCUUCCGGAAGCGGAAGUCCUCGAGCAUCCAACUCUGCACCACUUUGUUCUAGACCUAGCGGCCUGCAUCGAUGCUCGCGACCAUUUCCCCGACAGCAGCGAACUCGCCUGACCCCGGCGUCCCUCCUACCCGGCCAUCAACACAACCACCUCCUUGCCUCCCUACCACGAUCAUUAUAACUAUUGCAAUUACAAUUACAACUACAAUAAAAUCGUUACAUUGAGACCUCAUUAAAACGCGUCUCGGACUUGUGUCUGUUCAGUGUGCCAUAAUACGUUAUAUAUAUAUAUAUAUACAUAUAUAUAUAUAUAUACAACCACACAUAUAUAUAUACUUACAUACGCAUAUACUGAUUAUAUAGUUUAUAAUUCAGAAUGCGAGAUUUUUUUCGGUUAUCAGUUUUAUGUUAUAAGCUUAACACGAGGCAUGGUCACGUCACGGGUUGCAGUAGAUAAGUUCUUUUUCCAAAAAUCCAUACACCAUUCGAAAUUGAACGAGGGUUAUAUAACUGACGAAUGAUCGAAAAUCUUAUCAACCAAUCAAGCUGUAGCAUAAACAUUGUUUCUCAAGUAAACUGACUGUCAAGUUGACGAAGAGAAGAAAUACAUGCUACUGCACGAUGUGAAGCCUAUAUAUCCAUUUCGUAGGUCAAGUUUCUAUUUGAUCCUCUGAAUUUAUAGGUAAGGCCACUCGAAGCUCCAAAAAACGUGUCCUCAAUCAAAGUACAUAGCUCAGUGAACGAAAAAACUCGCGAGGAUAUUUGUUAUAGAGAAACGCGACUUGGGAAAUGGAUACCAAGUAUCAGUCAAUCAUUCGGUGAUCGUUAAUGCGAAGUGAGGUUUUAGUCAAUUUAAAUCCGGUGAGCAUCUUUGGAAACGAAUGAUGAUGAUAACCGGCAUAAGAAAGAUUAAUGAGUCAGUUUAACUCGGUAAUAAGUGCAGAAGCCACGGCAAGUAGCUUACUCGACAAUGUCUAGAGGGAUAUGUGAACCGUGAUUAGAUUCCGCGAUAAUGCAUAUUCCAUUCAGUCCGCAUCCUUCAUACAGAAACCCUCGUCAACUCGACCGUCAGAUCCCAUCCUGAAUUGAAUUUUUCGGUCAAAUUUGACCGAUAUGCAGAGACUGACCAGUUGGACAGUUUCGACGGUUUGUUAUCGUCCAGUACAUGGUACCCUCAUUACUGACAACGGCCUCCCGUCACCGAUGAUGGCCGUUUUUCUGUACAUAAUUUAUGACGUUGUGUUUUUGGCCGAACUUCGUCCUUGCAUCCCUAGGUAGUAAAUUAUUUAGAAAAGCUUAAAAGUAACGCGCGCAAGUGUAUAGACGGGAGGGAUGUGAUGAUGGUGGAAAUGCAUGAAAAGUAAAGCAAAAUAUGAGGAAGUUGAAAAAUCUAAAUGAAUGAAUGAAUGAA
Neodiprion fabricii is the source of this 3103-nucleotide messenger RNA. Its product is annotated as protein SCAI. Lineage: Eukaryota; Metazoa; Arthropoda; Insecta; Hymenoptera; Diprionidae. The record is from RefSeq and is a predicted model, not a curated record. Bases 105 to 1805 code for a protein of 566 amino acids. The transcript is spliced from 4 exons. Gene Ontology annotation, biological process: DNA-templated transcription. Gene Ontology annotation, cellular component: nucleus. Gene Ontology annotation, molecular function: transcription corepressor activity.